Messenger RNA from Sipha flava (yellow sugarcane aphid), 1028 nucleotides. RefSeq names its product translation initiation factor IF-2-like. The coding region runs from base 1 to 957 and encodes 318 amino acids. The transcript is spliced from 4 exons. Lineage: Eukaryota; Metazoa; Arthropoda; Insecta; Hemiptera; Aphididae. The record is from RefSeq and is a predicted model, not a curated record.
AUGAUAUCCACCAUCGGUGUCGAACCAAUAAACAGGGAUAGACUUAGGCGGGAGGUAGAAAUCACAGGCAGACACAACCGGGACAUAGUGGCCGAGAAAUGCAAAUUCUUGGAGGGAGAUAUGGUACUAUAUAAGACCUACCACUUGUCCAAGGCGCACAAGGGAUUUUAUGCGGGAUUCGAACCGAAAUGGUGGGGCCCCGUAAGGCUAGAAAAGCGGAUUGCAUUACCUCCAACCAUCAGCAACCACAACUAUGGACGCGACCAAAGUGGUGAUGUUGGAGAAGGGGCUGAGCUGCUACUUUGGGCAGCUUACUGCCGGGGGUGGGCGGACCGGACCACCGACUUGGUGAGGUCGCUUGGCUCCUCGGCGGCGAGGUCACCGGGCACUCCGCCAACGCCGAAACCACCGCGCCUGUCGACCCGCCACCGGGUCACAACCGCCAAGGCGAUGGGGUCGGGGUGUGCGAAACCAGCAACCGGCGCAGCACCGGCUGGCCGUUCCAUACCAUUUGUCCGUACCACACCGACAACACACGGCGUCACAACAAUCACAACCUCAUCACGGCAAGCCACCAGCUCCGCACGGCCACAGCGGGACGUGACGUGGGUGAGGCCGGCUUCGGGACGUCCGUUAGUGCCUAGGAUGCCACCGGCGGAUCCACACCCACCGACGACGGAGUGGACGGGGAUGCCGAGCCGCGUGGCAUACGUGGAGCGCCUGCCGACCCCACCACCUGCACCUCCCUCCGACAAGCCAAGACCACUGGAGCCCUGGCCAAAGCCCGCGAAGCCAGCCACACCGACAACAUCAACGCGGUCGGCAGAACGGGCCAAGGAGCGGAGGAGGGAACACCAGCGGCAGAGGAGACUGCGGGCAAAAGCCGAGAGCUUCAAUACUAUAAAACCACUGUGCAAAUUUAAUAGUAAUAUAAUAAUCAGGGUUCGGAUUUUAUAGCAUUUGCUAUUUAUUAUAGAAUUAAGAUAAAGAUAUCAGAGUGAGCUAUUUAUUUGUGUUAUUAACCAAGA